Penicillium odoratum is the source of this 621-nucleotide messenger RNA. RefSeq names its product Rab family GTPase srgA (gene srgA). Gene Ontology annotation, molecular function: GTP binding; GTPase activity. The record is from RefSeq and is a predicted model, not a curated record. Gene Ontology annotation, biological process: protein localization to plasma membrane; regulation of exocytosis; protein secretion. The transcript has 3 exons. Lineage: Eukaryota; Fungi; Ascomycota; Eurotiomycetes; Eurotiales; Aspergillaceae. The coding region runs from base 1 to 621 and encodes 206 amino acids. Gene Ontology annotation, cellular component: endosome; plasma membrane.
AUGGCCGGUACAAGGAACUAUGAUUUCCUGAUCAAACUCUUGUUGAUCGGAGACUCAGGUGUGGGCAAGUCGUGCUGUCUCUUACGUUUCAGCGAGGACUCCUUUACCCCUUCAUUCAUCACCACCAUCGGUAUUGAUUUCAAAAUCCGUACGAUCGAGUUAGACGGCAAGAGGGUGAAACUGCAGAUCUGGGAUACCGCAGGUCAGGAACGCUUCCGCACCAUCACCACAGCCUACUACCGUGGUGCCAUGGGUAUUCUGCUUGUCUACGAUGUGACCGAUGAGCGGUCCUUCCAAAACAUUCGCACCUGGUUCUCCAAUGUCGAGCAACAUGCCAGUGAAGGGGUACACAAAAUUCUCAUUGGUAAUAAAUGUGAUUGGGAGGAGAAGAGAGUUGUCUCCACUGAGCAAGGACAACAGCUCGCCGAUGAACUGGGUAUUCCUUUCCUGGAGGUCUCCGCAAAGAACAACAUCAACAUCGAGAAGGCUUUCUAUAGCCUCGCGACCGAUAUCAAGAAGGGCAUGGAUACCUCGAAGACGGAACAAUCCGGAUCUCAGGGAGUCAGUAUAGACCAGCAGGGUUCUGGACUGAAUGGUGGCACUGGAGGAAAGUGUUGCUAA